Messenger RNA from Protopolystoma xenopodis, 726 nucleotides. NCBI's taxonomy places the organism in Eukaryota, Metazoa, Platyhelminthes, Monogenea, Polystomatidea, Polystomatidae. The record is from the annotation of a GenBank genome assembly.
AUGGUGGAUGCAGCUUUCAGUCCAGAUGGCUGGAGGAGGUUAAAUGUGGAUCCACAUACUCUUCCGCUGCCUUCGAUUCCAAGAUUUGCUCUGGCAUCCACUUCAUUUCGACAUUGUCUGACACCGGACAUCACCGUCUACACAGCCAAUACUAGCCAGCCGGAGGACCAACUGCCACUUGGUCGAACUUUGUACGAGCUCGGAUUCCAGAGAACCCUAGGACCCCGACACAAGGCGCCCGAAGUUCUGCUCUACUACCUCCCGAAAGGUCCACUACCUCCGUUAAUCCGAUUGCACUCAACCCUCGAGGAUCCACCAUGUCAUCGUCUGAUGGAAGCAAUAUCUGCCUGUCCCCUCAUCUGGGACUCAACUUCGUCCGGUGUCCGAGCCACCAUCAUUUUGGCCAACGACAAGAAUGUGAUGUACCGCCCAGGUGUACGGGCCCUGGAUACUUGUCCCAAGGUUGAAGAAGAAGACGAAAAAGAAGAGGAAGAAGAGACUGGCAAAGGCGGGGUGGACCACUCCUGUAUUGACUAUGAGUAUCAUCACUCUGAUCGAGUGGCUGAUCAGAGCAGCUUCAACUCCAAACAACACCGUUCUGAAUACUUGGGCUUGAACCCCUCUCAAAAAGAUAUACAAUCAGUUGGAUUGAACCGGAUCAACGCGACCGAUCCAUUAGAUGCAAACCUGGCAGCUCGAGUUGCUGAUAUGCUGAACAUCCUCUGA